Molecule: messenger RNA, 882 nt
Organism: Aplosporella prunicola CBS 121167
Lineage: Eukaryota; Fungi; Ascomycota; Dothideomycetes; Botryosphaeriales; Aplosporellaceae
Exons: 6
Coding region: 34-516 (160 amino acids)
Molecular function (GO): RNA binding
Source: RefSeq, a predicted model, not a curated record
CCUCGAGCCAAUAGCACUCCCGAAAAACCCACCAUGUCCAAGCUAUUCAUUGGUGGCCUCGCCUGGCACACCGACGAUGCGACGCUCCGCAACAAGUUCGAGGAAUUUGGCCAAGUCGAAGAGGCGAUCGUCGUCAAGGAUCGCGACACUGGUCGUAGCCGCGGCUUCGGUUUCGUUCGCUUCACCCAAGAGUCUGAUGCCGAUGCAGCCAUCCAGGCCAUGAACAACGUCGAGUUCGACGGCCGUACCAUCCGCGUCGACAAGGCUUCUGAUCGCUCCAGCGGCGGUGGUGGCUUUGGUCGCGGCGGCUAUGGAGGUGGCCGUGGUGGCGGCGGCGGAUACGGUGGCGGAUACGGAGGCGGCUAUGGACAACGCCAAGGCGGCAACGGUGGUUACGGCGGCGGUGCCGGUCAAUGGGGCCCUGGCCAAGGCGGGUACGGAGGCCAGCAGCCUUACGGCGGCCAAGGCUACGGUGACCAGUCUCAGGGCCAAGGCCAAGGCCAACAGCAAUGGUAGUUCGGCCUACGAACGACAGAAACCUCUUUCUUGACCUUUACGAAUAAACCCGCGGAUACACGGGCCAGGUAGGACAUUCGUUGCGGGAAUUGACAAUACUCUUGGGACACGGAUCGGGGGAACAACCAGACUGAGGGCUUGCAUGAUUAGCUUUUCAAUAGGCUUGGAAAGCAACAUUGAGGAUCGUCCGACUACAAAGGAGCUGCACUUCGAUGAUACCCACAAGCAUUCAAGCAUACCUCUCAGGGGCUUUCUGUUGUUGUGACGUGACAAGGAAGGAGAGAGAUGUACGGUGGAUGGCCCGGAAAUACGAGCUUUGACAUGAUCGUGAAUGCAGCUUUUGAAAAUUCAUUCCAUGCCUCGGCA